AGUGCUUGACGUUUUGAAGUCGCUCCUCCGGGGUGUUUGAACAGGAAGGCGGACAUGUUGGCCAGGCUGUGGGAGAAAAUCGGGCAUCGUCUGAUUUUUCGAAAAAUAACAAAAACUGAAGUCUGAUUUAUGCGUGGCGAAUCGGAAAAAACGACUUACCUAAACAACAACAAACGACGAUCAGUGACAAUGUACGGCAUGCAGCGGGAGGACCGCCAGGGAGGGUUUUAACAACACCGUGUUUUAAACUGAUCGAAAUUUGGAAGAAGUUUUUUCACCACUUCUACUUUGCAGCUGUCAGACUCGUUUGAGGCUUUUUUAUGCAUAUGCCUGGCACGGGUAUGGACAUGGGCCUGGACUAAUCUUUCCACAUGUAUCACUUUGUAAUCUAUCGCAUUUAAGUUUUACUCAUCUUUUGUCUGAUGCACAUACAAUUUUAAACCCUUAUCCUCUGCGGCAUCCUGUGGAGGCUGACUAAUCUGUUGCCGCAUUUAUCUGGUGCUGCUGAAGUGGACUUGCACUCUGGGAUCUAUAUUUUUUAAUUGGAAGAUGUGGCAUUUUUGUGUUGAACACCGCUUUAAAAGUUUUGUGGUUUGUGUGAAUUCGAGAAGAAUUCACACACUUUGAAGUGCGGUCCAGUGCUCACACGAAGAAAGGGAACAUUUGGCUAGCUAGCUACCACUGGCUGCUAAGCUAGCUAGCCUCCUGGCUCGUCCGUAAGGCUGGUUUUUGUUCACAGCGAAGCGGUGGAACUCACCAUAAAAGCAAAAAUGUCAGCCGGAGAAAGUUUGGAGGCUCGGUUUGAGAAAAUCGAUGCCAUGCUGAAGGAUCCCAAGUCGGAAGUGAACACCGAUUGUCUUUUGGAUGGCUUGGACGCAUUGGUGUAUGACCUCGACUUCCCUGCCCUGAGGAAGAACAAGAGCAUUGACAAUUUCUUGAAUAGAUAUAAAGACACCAUCAGUAAGAUACGGGAUCUGCGCAUGAAAGCGGAUGACUAUGAGGUGGUCAAAGUUAUUGGGAGAGGAGCCUUUGGAGAGGUGCAAUUGGUCAGACACAGAGCCACGAGGAAGGUGUACGCCAUGAAGCUGCUGAGCAAGUUUGAGAUGAUUAAGAGGUCUGACUCUGCCUUCUUCUGGGAGGAGAGGGACAUCAUGGCCUUCGCCAACUUCGCCUGGGUGGUGCAGCUGUUCUUCGCCUUCCAGGACGACCGCUACCUCUACAUGGUGAUGGAGUACAUGCCCGGCGGAGACCUGGUCAACUUGAUGAGCAACUACGACGUGCCCGAGAAGUGGGCGCGCUUCUACACAGCCGAGGUGGUGCUGGCGCUGGAUGGCAUCCACGCCAUGGGGUUCAUUCAUAGGGACGUUAAGCCCGAUAACAUGUUGCUAGACAAAGCAGGCCACUUGAAGCUGGCAGACUUUGGAACCUGCAUGAAAAUGAACAAGGACGGAAUGGUACGAUGCGACACUGCAGUGGGAACGCCGGACUACAUUUCCCCCGAGGUACUGAAAUCCCAGGGAGGAGACGGGUAUUACGGCCGGGAGUGUGACUGGUGGUCCGUGGGAGUCUUCCUAUAUGAGAUGCUCGUCGGCGACACGCCGUUCUAUGCCGACUCGCUGGUGGGCACGUACAGCAAGAUCAUGAACCACAAGAACGCCCUGACCUUCCCCGACGACAGCGACAUCACCAAGGACGCCAAGAACCUCAUCUGUGCUUUCCUCACCGACAGAGAGGUGCGCCUGGGCCGGAACGGCGUGGACGAGAUCAAGAGGCAUCCCUUCUUCAAGAACGACCAGUGGACGUGGGACAACGUCCGAGAGACGGCGGCCCCCGUGGUGCCUGAGCUCAGCAGCGACAUCGACACCAGCAACUUCGACGACAUCGAGGAGAACCGCGGGGAGGAGGAGACCUUCCCCACACCAAAGGCCUUUGUGGGCAACCAGCUCCCCUUCGUGGGCUUCACCUACUACAGUACUCACCAACUUCAACGCACCACCAAGACCAGCGACAAGCGUAGCAGUGCCACGAAGGAGGACAAGAGCCAUCUGGAGAAUCUGCAGAAGAGGAUCUACCAGCUGGAGGAACAGCUGCACGGCGAGAUGCAGCUCAAGGAUGAGAUGGAGCAGAAGUGCAGGAUGUCCAACAACAAACUGGACAAGAUGAUGAAAGAACUGGAUGAGGAGGGUAACCGGAGGAAGAGCCUGGAGGCGGGCCUGUCGGCGCUGGAGAAGGACAAGAUGAUGAUGCAGCACCGCUCCUCGGACUACCAGAGGAAGGCCGACCAGGAGGCGGAGAAGAGGCGCAACCUGGAGAACGAGGUUUCCACUCUGAAGGAGCAGCUCGAGAACAUGAGGAAGAUUAGCCAGAACUCGCAGGCCUCCAACGACAAGAUAGUCCAGCUGCAGAACCAGCUAGAGGAGGCCAACGACCUGUUGCGGGCCGAGUCGGACACGGCGGCGCGGCUGAGGAAGAACCACACGGAGGUGGCCAAGUCCAUGACCCAGCUGGAGGGCCUGAACCGCGAGCUGCAGGAGAAGAGCCGCGCGGCGGACGGCGAGAAGGCCCAGCUGGAGAAGGAGCUGCUGCUGCUGCAGAGCACGCUGGAGGCCGCCAUGAGGAGCUCCAGCGAGGGCUCGGAGGAGAUCCGCGAGCUGCAAGUGAGGAUGGCGGGGCUGCACGAGGACAACAACAACCUGAAGCUCGGCCUGUCCAAGGUGGAAGCUGAACGAAAGCAGGUCCAGGAGAGGAGCAACAACCUGGAGAAGGAGAAGAACAACCAGGAGAUCGACCUGGCCUACCGGCUGAAGACGCUGGAGCAGCGGCUGGAGCAGGAGCAGACGGAGCACCGGGUGACGCGGGCGCAGCUCAACGACAAGUACGAGUCCAUCGAGGAGGCCAAGUCCGCCACCAUGCACGCGGUACAGCAGAAGGUGUCGGAGGAGAGCGUGGCCCGGAUGCGGGCGGAGAGCAAGGCGGUGGAGGUGGUGAAGCGCUGCUCCACCCUGGAGCUGGACCUCAAGCAGUCGCUGCAGAAGAUGGAGCAGCUGAUGAAGCAGAAGGAGCGGCUGGAGGACGAGGUCAAGGCCCUGCAGGUGCAGCUGGACACGGAGUCCAGCAAGCGGGUGACGGCGCAGAGCGAGCUGAAGGGGCGCGGCCAGGAGACGGACCGGCUGCGGGGGCUGGAGAAGCAGCUCAAGCAGGAGAUCAACGCCUCGCUCGAGAGCAAGCGCUCACUGGAGUUCCAGCUGGCGCAGAUGACCAAGCAGUACAGGGGCAACGAGGGCCAGAUGAGGGAGCUUCAGGACCAACUGGAAGCCGAACAGUAUUUCUCUACGCUCUACAAAACUCAGGUGAAGGAGCUGAAGGAGGAGAUCGACGACAGGAACCGGCAGGUGCAGGAUGCACAGAAGAAGGUGCAGGACCUGCACAACGAAAGGGACUCCCUGUCGGCUCAGCUGGAUCUAACGGUCACCAAGGCGGAGUCUGAGCAGCUGGCCCGGGCGCUCCAGGAGGAGCAGUACUUUGAGCUGAUUCAGGAGAACAAGAAGGCCCUGGCCAGACACAAGCAGGAGGUCGGAGAGAGGGACUCCACUAUCUCAAAGCUGGAGGAAUCCAACACAACCCUGACCAAAGACGUGGAGACUCUCAGCAGGGAGAAGGGCGAGCUGGACGAGAAGCUCUCCUCUAAGGAUGAAGAGUUUGUGGCUCUGAAAGAGGAGAACAUAAACACAGUCAAGAGCUUUGAGAAGACCCUUAGCACAGAGCGCACACUCAAGACUCAGGCGGUAAAUAAGCUGGCGGAGAUCCUGAACCGAAAGGACAUGAAGCUGGACCACAAGAAGAAGGGCAGCACGGCCGACCUGCGCAAGAAGGAGAAGGAGAACCGCAAGCUGCAGCUGGACCUCAACCAGGAGAAGGAGAAGUUCAACCACAUGGCCAUCAAGAACCAGAAGGAGCUCAGCGAGAUGCAGGCGCAACUGGUGGAGGAGUCUGCGUACCGCAACGAGCUGCAGAUGCAGCUGGACAGCAAGGAGAGCGACAUCGAGCAGCUGCGCGAGAAGCUCAACGACCUGCAGCUGCGCGUGGACAGCUCCAGCGUCACCAGCCUGCUGGCGGACGAGACGGACGGAAACCUCGCAGAGUCCCGUCUGGAAGGCUGGCUGUCCAUUCCAAACCGUACCAACAUCAAGCGCUACGGAUGGAAGAAACAGUACGUGGUGGUGAGCAGCAAGAAGAUCCUGUUCUACAACGACGAGCAGGAUAAAGAGCAGUCCAACCCCUGCAUGGUGCUGGAUAUUGACAAACUGUUCCAUGUGAGGCCGGUCACCCAGGGAGACGUGUACCGAGCCGAGACGGAGGAGAUUCCACGGAUAUUCCAGAUCCUGUACGCCAAUGAGGGCGAGUGCCGGAAGGAGGCGGAGAUGGAGAGCGUGCCCCAGGGGGACAAGGCCAACUGCCUGCCCCACAAGGGCCACGAGUUCAUCCCCACCCUCUACCACUUCCCCUCCAACUGCGAGGCGUGCCCCAAGCCGCUGUGGCACGUCUUCAAGCCGCCGCAGGCUCUGGAGUGCCGCCGCUGCCACGUCAAGUGCCACAAGGACCACCUGGACAAGAAGGAGGACGUCAUCGCCCCUUGCAAAGUAAACUACGACGUGACGUCUGCGCGGGACAUGCUCCUGCUGGCACUGACCCAGGACGAGCAGAAGAAGUGGAUCGGCCAUCUGGGCAAGAAGAUCCCCAAGACCCCGCCCUCCACCUUCUCCAGGUCCUCCCCUCGCACCAUCUCCACCCGCUCCGUAGCAAACCAGUCCUUCCGCAGGAACCCCAAAAGCAUCACAGGGAAGCCAAGCAGAGCGCAGUCCAGCCUUCAAGCCGCAGACACAACCUCCAGCACUUGUUGACAGCCACUCCUCCAGACCAAUAAUAGCCCCAUAAACAAAAAGAACGUCUAGUGUCCUCGGCUCUCCGCCUGUGUUUUGGUUUUGUUUAGCCUGACUAUUUAUUAACGGGUGUUUCUAAUGGAAGACGGUCCUCAUGGGUUGGUUGGUUGGUUGGUUGGCCUCUGGAAUGUUCUUUCCCAUCGUCACCGGGGGUCUCUGGUUCGUGUGAUCGGCACUAAUGUGUUCAGAAACGAUCUGCCAGCCUCAGUGCAACGGAGUUGGAGAUCACCUCGCCCACACUGACAUUUUGUUCUGCGUCUUCUCUAUUCCGUGUAAUGCUAUGGGAGAGGAAACGUCUUGUGUAAUGACUAACCUGUUAGUACUUAGGCCGGGUACUAACCAACAGAGAAAUGUCUUGCAUUCCUUUUAUUCGACACCUUUCUCUUCUCUUUUUCCCUCCAGCUAACCAUCUGAAGCAUUGGAUUCUCUUUGGACUCUUACAUGUUUCACCUCCUCCCUUCUUCCCUCCCCUAAAAAAAAAAAAUCUUCAUAUACAAAAAAAAAAUUGGAGCCUCUUCCUUUUCACAAAUGACUGCAAAAUGGCCAGCUCUGGGAACACUGUGGGAGACUUUUCAGACAACAAGGGAUCAGGGACGUGGUGUGGCUGGUUAUCUCCUCAGCUUUCCUCCGCCAGACCGAAGACCGAUUCCCCCACCACCUCCUCCUACUCCGUCCCGCUCCACCCUCCCACCUCACUGGACGGCACACUUUGCUUGCAUCUCUACAUAUCUUCCAGAAGAGGGCGCACUCCACCUUAACCAAACGAUGGACCCGGACUCGGGGGACAGAGUGAGGGGUGGAGGGAGAGAGAGGGGGCGGGUGGAAGAGACUCACUCUGACUACCAUGGGUACAUGUUCCAUAUCAUUCUGAGCGUUGUAACGGCAUAAGACUGGCUGAAGGGGGUUUUGCUGGGACCGUCACCUGUAUGCAUGUAUGUGAUCGACGAGGUACUGUUGCACGGGCUUGGUUUAAACUGCGUCUUGAGGGAGGUUUCAAAUUAUAUUUUAUUUUAGAUAUGGAAAGGAAAUUAAAAAAUAUCCCAUCCCAGAGAAAACCAGAUGGUCCUUGUUAAUAGCAAACGUACAUGCGUUUCAGUUUAAAGACCUUUAUGCCUUUAUCUUUUGGAGUCUGGUGGCCUUGUUGCCUGUAUUCGUAUUACUCUGCAAGUCUGUUUAUCAGGGUAGGGAGUAUUGGGAAAUAAGUAUUAGAUGGUUUGAGUAUUGAGUGAGCAAGCAUUCAAGAUCAUCAUUUAAAUCUAUGCAUUAUUUUUAUGAGUAUAAUUAUUUUUAUUGCUCCAAGCCAUAAAGAAAUUCCAUUGUAAUGGCAUAUAGGAGACCUAAAACAUAAUUUUGUUGUGUGUUCAUUGGGUACAUUGUUUCAGUUUUUUUUGUAUUUUUUUUGUAAUGUAUUGCCUUACAUUGAGUCAUGAUAAAUGGUUGAAAAGGAAAACAUUAAGUUAACAAAUGUAAAACUGCACUGUUUGAAUUGUAAAUUAUUUGUAGAAGACUAAACAGGUGUAGCAUUCGGCCCACCUAGUGCCUUAACGUUUGGAUGACGAUUUUACUGCCAUAUCUGUUGUGUUUUUCUCCAAACAAGACAAAUCUUAACUCUUCCGUUGCUUAUUUUUUAAAGUAAAGAAAACCGUUUCUCAUUUGUGGAUUUUUCAAAACCUUUCAUGUUUUAGUUUUUUUUUUUCCUUCUUUGAACUUCAUUACGCCUGAGUCCGUGUGUCAGGAUAAGAUUAUGGGCUCCAAUAUCACAUGACAAGUUUCGGGACGGUGUACCUUAACGAUGCUAAGACCUGUGUCAUUGACUAUCCUUGUUAACGAUUACAAGUUCAGCUAAUAUGGUAAAGUCCCGUUAAUGCAAACCCCAUACAGUGUGUAAAUAUAUUCAGAGAAUCCUAAGGAUUAUGGAUUACCUCUGUGAUAAUAACGUUUUUUUUUGUUUUUGUUUUUUUUCCUAAAAUUUUGUUCAGUUCAAAAAGCACUGGAACUAUGAUCUACUCUUAUUUUGUCUUGGAUAAUUUGCAUGUUUAAUUGCAUUGGAGGCCGCACUGAUGGAUAUGUGUCAAUAAACAUAUCUUUAUCAUUUAUUGUAUUUUAUUGUUUUUGCUAUUAAGAGAAAAGGCAGGUGUGAAACUGGGAAUCCCAAUUACGAUCAAUGUUGCACUUAGUGCACACAGUGUUGCAAUCUGCAAGGUAGACCUAAUCACCACUUUGGUUAAAUGCAACCAGUCACUAAAUGUGUUAUGAACUUUUCAUAAUUCUAAGGGGGCAAAGCUACAGAUGAACAUCUAUUGAUAUCAUUUUUCAAUGCUUUGGCAAGCAGAAACAUCCCUGGUCCGCAGCCUGUCCAUCUUAAAGUUAUCGUGAAACAUUUAUACUUUAUUUGUUCCCUAUCAACACCUAUUGGCUAUAUAUAUAUAUACAUUGAGGGAU
Molecule: messenger RNA, 7382 nt
Organism: Gadus chalcogrammus (walleye pollock)
Lineage: Eukaryota; Metazoa; Chordata; Actinopteri; Gadiformes; Gadidae
Gene: rock1
Product: Rho-associated, coiled-coil containing protein kinase 1
Exons: 33
Coding region: 771-4901 (1376 amino acids)
Biological process (GO): actomyosin structure organization; mitotic cytokinesis; regulation of cell junction assembly
Cellular component (GO): cytoplasm; cytoskeleton
Molecular function (GO): Rho-dependent protein serine/threonine kinase activity; ATP binding; small GTPase binding
Source: RefSeq, a predicted model, not a curated record